CAGGGAGGGUGAGCUGGGAAUGAACAGAGACAACUCCCAGUUACAAGUGUAGCUUGCAGAACCUUGUGAGAUUUGAAGCUGAACUUGUUUGUAAGGAUGUUCCACAAAAAUUUAACAUAGUUGCAUUACAGAACUAUAUUUUCUCUGAAAGGUGUAAAUCUCUACCUUUGUGACCUUGUGAUAGGAGAGUUGGGUGGAAACAUUAGGAGUAGGAUUAAGACUCUUGUGUCCUACUUGGUUCAUUAGGACAGUUUUAUGCAGUUGUAAUUUAAUCAAUAAAUUUGCCUGGGCAUGUGCAGUGUUCCGAGUUGCAUAUUCACUAAGUGACAGGGCAAAGCUCCAGAGCUCCUUGUGCCUGCUCUGGCUGUGGAGCACCGUGUGCCCUUGUUUCGUUCUUGGCUCACUUGUGAAUUAAAGCUGGCUGAUGUUCUGAACAGGAGACGGAAGACGGAAACAAAAUAGGAGCUAUGCAGGUCUGCAUUGCCAGUAAACUUGAUGAAAAUAAGGAGGAUAGCAUGUAUAACAGAAAAUUAUAAUUGCAAAAAUGUUUGUAACACUGGCUAAUAAGUAAAAUAAACAUGAAAGUUGGAGCAGAAAGCAGUGCCAGUCGCUGGAGCCUUGUAGUGUAAAGUUUUGCUUUCACCGUGUUUAAACUUUGGUGUCGUUGUUAAAUGAUUCAGUAAUUGUCCUCGUCCACAGGCCGAUUUUUAAUUGUCGCGCAGAGCAAGAAACAGUGAGGGAUCCUCACUGUCUUUUCUCAUACCUAAGGCCCCCCAGCUCUGAGGAAAUGACUGUGACGAGAAUAAUGAGCCGUGCGAGGGGGGCGGCAGCAGCGCCCUCCGCGGAGCCGCAGCUCCACCCGGCAGCGGCUGCGCAGCCCCGGCCGGGCUCAGCGGGGAUGGGCUGGGAGCAGCCGUGGGCUGGCGGGUGGCAGAGCGAGGUGGGCAGGGAUUUCUCUCAGCCACUAGUAGGAGCUGUCUUUCAGCCUGAUCUGCAUCGCGGACUUUCUGUGAGGGAUUUCGUGCUGACAAAAAGCCCAAUGUGAUCCUUUGAGUAGCCCAAACUGUUUUCAUCUGAGAGAGAACUUGAGCCAUUGUCUUAUGCUAGUACUGCAAUGCUGGGUUCUAGCUCGACCACUGUGAAGAAUCUCCCUCUGAAGAGGAGGCUUUGUUUUCUGCUGAAACUUGUGUGCUUUGUCAGCUCAGUGUUACUAUUUUGUGAAUUUUUAAUUUACUAUGUGGUAAUAUUUCAAUGCAAAUGGCCAGAUGUGAAAGGUGGAGCUCACAUGAGUGAAAAAGAGACUUCAGUCCUAAAGGCCAUAAUUUUAGCUGAUACACACCUACUUGGUGAAAUCAGAGGACAUUGGCUGGAUAAGCUAAGAAGGGAAUGGCAAAUGGAGAGAUCUUUCCAAACUGCCUUGUGGUUACUGCAGCCAGAUAUUGUUUUUAUUCUGGGAGAUGUUUUUGAUGAAGGAAAAUGGAGCUCACCUCAGGCCUGGGAAGAUGAUGUCAGGAGGUUUCAGAAAAUGUUCAGGCAUUCAGUUUCUACGGAGCUGGUGGUCAUCGCCGGGAACCACGACAUUGGAUUUCAUUACGAAAUGACUACUUACAAGGUAAAUCGAUUUGGAAAGGUUUUCAACUUUACUUCAGCAAAGCUGAUAACUCGGAAAGGAAUAAACUUUGUCCUAGUGAACAGUGUAGCCAUGGAGGGUGAUGGCUGUGCUGUCUGCCGGACCUCAGAGGCAAAACUUGUGGCUCUUUCUCACAAACUGAAUUGCUCCCAGCAGAAACUGAAUCAUUCCAACAAAAGAUGCAGUGAUGUGGAAAAGCUUCCAGCUUCAGAACCCAUCCUUUUACAGCACUACCCUCUCUAUCGGAAAAGUGAUGCUGAAUGCACCGGAGAAGAUUCUGCUCCUCCAGAGGAAAAAAACAUCCCCUUUAAAGAAAAGUAUGAUGUACUGUCUAAAGAGGCAUCACAAAAGCUGCUGUGGUGGUUUCAGCCCCGUUUGAUUCUCAGUGGGCACACUCAUAGUGCUUGUGAAGUGCUGCACGCAGGGAAAAUUCCAGAAAUCAGUGUCCCAUCAUUCAGUUGGAGGAAUAGAAAUAAUCCUAGUUUCAUCAUGGGCAGCAUAACACCAACUGACUUCUCCCUCCAAAAAUGCUUCCUUCCAUUUGAGAGCAGAGUCUUCACUAUCUACUGUGCAGCAGGUGCUCUGCUCGUGAUCCUGGUACUAGCUCACGUUCAGCUUCUCACUCCACCGUUUUAUUUUGCUCAGCGUUUAAUCAGUAAGCAUAAAGCAGUAUGAAGAGCCAGACAUCUGCAUUCAGUCACUGAAAUACCAAAGCUGAGAACAGUCAAACAUCAGACUAUAUUCAUGCCAGCAAAUGACCUAAUUUGAUUGCUAGUCUGAAGGCAGGUUGCAUUUACACAUACCAUAGAAGUCCUAUACAGCUGAUAUGACUACUACAGGAUAAAUAAUUAACUGAAAUGAACGUUUCAUGCUGUACAAAAAUACUGUAUUCGACAAUCAAAUGAGUCCUUUUCCUGCUAUAAUUUUUGUAUCAAAUAUGUAUAUUAAAAGUGUAACUGUACAUUAUGUAAAUCCUAUAGCCUCAUCACUUGUCUCCACUUGUGUCUUACCCUGGUGGAGGCUCAAUCUUGCAAACUGGAAACGUUUCUGUUUUAUUGCUGCGUGGCCCUUCAAAUGUCAUACUUGUGUUUGUUAGGGUCAGGCAGAAUCCGGAUGCAUCAGCACUGAGAGAUGCAGAUUUCCAUAACCUUUUUAGGGUGUGGUGUAAGGGGCUGGUUCCUGACACAAUAAAUUGUUAGCUGACUAUAAUUUGCAGUUACCCAUCUACCAGACAACAAGGGGAAGAAGCUCAAGGAUCCAGUUUGCUGAUACACACUUGAAAACUGCUUUAAAAAAAACUAGGGUGACACCUCAAGCUGCUGCUUUCAAAAAGAUGUGCUAUGAUGAGCUUAAAAAAGAGGGCCCUCUUGCAUCCCAGAGAUGUGUGUGGUGAGGGGCCCUCCAGUUGCCAAUCUCCUGCAAGAAGGAAGGUCAAAUACAGCUGCAGUAACAUUAUCCUAUGCCUCAGCCCUCAGUCUACAGCCAGGGAUAGGAAUGUGCCUUAUUUUACAUUCCACAAGUUCUAUUGACUUUAGUGUAGUGUCACAUUUUGAACUGCACUAGCUCCUCUGUGGGGAGGCAGAGGCCACAAAGAUAAAAUCUGAGCUCAGUGUCUCCAGUGUGUGGGGGAAGGUGGGACAGACCUACUGCUGCUCCCCACCCACCCCAGAAAAAACAGAGGGACUGCUUCACACCAGGACCAGUUUUCCUGCUGAUGUUCCUGCAGGGGCUGGGAGCUCUAACCUGAACUCCUGGGCUGGGGCUAGUUUAAAAAAAAAUACUAUCUUUUGUUAUUCAUUCUAUUACUUUCUUUGGCAUGAGAAAUAAGAAAAUUUUGGGAAUUUUGUUUAGUGUUAGCUUAUUCCACCCAGCCUUUCACUUUUUUGGGAAAUACGACUAAAUUGAACAUAUAGAUUUCUGGGAAGAGAAAAUGGUCAUAUGAUAGUAUCUAAAAUGGGAUUGUUUUAUAUUCAACUGGAAACAAGUUCUCAAUGGGACUGUAGUCUGAUUUUAAAAAGAUGACUGGUUGGGGUUUAAAACUAAUAAUAAUAC
Messenger RNA from Prinia subflava (tawny-flanked prinia), 3682 nucleotides. It is a transcript of the gene MPPE1, whose product is annotated as metallophosphoesterase 1. Gene Ontology annotation, cellular component: endoplasmic reticulum-Golgi intermediate compartment. Gene Ontology annotation, molecular function: phosphoric diester hydrolase activity. Gene Ontology annotation, biological process: endoplasmic reticulum to Golgi vesicle-mediated transport; GPI anchor biosynthetic process. NCBI's taxonomy places the organism in Eukaryota, Metazoa, Chordata, Aves, Passeriformes, Cisticolidae. The record is from RefSeq and is a predicted model, not a curated record. The transcript is spliced from 10 exons. Bases 1115 to 2305 code for a protein of 396 amino acids.